AUGUCUUCUUCCUUUGUUGGAGAACUGGUGUAUAAGAUUGUUCAUCUUGUGCAGAUUAAGCAGCUCAAUGAACCGAUAGAGGUUAAAAUAACUGAAUGGAACACUGGUGGUCUCCUUACAAGAAUAGAAGGGCUGAGGGCUUUUAUUCCAAAAGCUGAAUUGAUUAAUAGAGUUAACAAUUUCACACAACUGAAAGAGAAUGUGGGACGGCGAAUAUAUGUGCAAAUUACCAGAAUGAAUUCAGAUACCAAUGACUUAAUACUCAGCGAGAAGGAAGCUUGGAGAAUGUUGCAUCUUCAAGAAGGAACACUUCUAGAAGGAACUGUUAGGAAAAUCUUUCCAUAUGGUGCUCAGAUAAGGAUAGGUGAUACUAAUAGGAGUGGAUUGCUGCAUAUUUCAAACAUCACCAAAGGCAGAAUUACUUCUGUUACUGACCUAUUAGCAGUUGACGAGAAGGUUAAAGUUCUGGUUGUGAAGUCUAUGUUUCCUGACAAAAUUUCUCUCAGCAUCGCUGAUCUUGAAAGUGAGCCGGGUCUAUUUUUAUCAAAUAAGGAGAAAGUAUUUUCUGAAGCGGAAGCAAUGGCCAAAAAGUACAGGCAAAAGAUUUUAGCCGUUUCAGCGCCGGGCAAAGUGGAAGCCCUUCCCACUGAUGGCUUACCCUUUGAAAAUGAAGAAACUCUGUAUGCUAACUGGAAAUGGUUCAAAUUUGAAAGAGACGACGAAACAAAUCCAUGA
Molecule: messenger RNA, 735 nt
Organism: Fraxinus pennsylvanica
Lineage: Eukaryota; Viridiplantae; Streptophyta; Magnoliopsida; Lamiales; Oleaceae
Source: the annotation of a GenBank genome assembly